AUUAAGGCUUCGAUGCUCCACCUACAUAGAGAAACAAACUUGCCUUAUACAUCUCUUCGCGAGAAACCUACUCCACUCCAAAGAUAGAUCAUUUCAGUUUCAACACGUUGAAACGUCUGUGUUUUAGGUUAUGUUUUGAUCAUCGAUAUUUAAACCAUGGCACAAAUACUCACAUCACCGUUAAGUACUCAUAAAGCUCCAUUUCUAAAGGACAACCGUCAGUGCAGCUUAAGUGAUUUAGAUGUCGACAUGUUUUUGAAAAUAUCUAACUACGAGGAUACUGUCCGCCAACUAGAUAUAUAUUAUGGCAUAGUAAAAAGACAGUUAUUGAGACAUCAAAGCUGCAUCACAGGCCUUUUUCCUCAAAUUUCAAGUGACAAAGUUGUUGGCAGCGUUAGGGAAAGUAUUUACUGUGCAGCAGCAAUCUGGAGCUUGUAUCAAGCCUACAGACGAAUAGAUGAUGACAGAGGAAAAUCUUACGAGCUUGGGCAGUCAGCCAUAAAGUGUAUGCGAGGUAUACUUGAAUGCUGGAUAAAGCAGUCAUCAAGAAUCGAAUUGUUCAAGCGCAAUCAGUGCAACUUAUUUGCUCUGCAUUGUAAAUUUCAUUUAGUUACAGGCGAUGAAAUAUUUCCAGAUACAGAUUAUCACCAUUUACAGAUCGAUGUUGUUUCUCUUUACCUGAUUUUUCUGGUUCAAAUGAUAUCAUCGGGCUUGCAAAUAAUAUAUACGCAGGACGAAGUAGCUUUUGUACAGAACUUGGUAUACUAUGUUGAGCGAGCCUAUCGCACACCAGAUUUUGGUAUUUGGGAACGGGGUAGCCGUUACAAUGACGGAACACCUGAGAUACAUGCCAGUUCCAUUGGUAUGGCUAAAAGCGCACUGGAAGCCAUAAAUGGAUGCAAUUUGUUUGGAGAAAAAGGAGCAUCCUGGUCCGUUAUAUAUGUCGACAUCGAUGCUCAUAAUAGGAACCGCAGCAUUUUUGAAACAAUGCUCCCAAGAGAAUCUAGUUCAAAGAGUGUCGAUGCUGCCUUGCUUCCUACUAUUUCGUUUCCAGCAUUUGCAACUCAUGAAGAAAAUUUAUACAAUGAAACUAAGGCAAAUAUAAUACGCAGACUGCAAGGCAAUUAUGGUUUCAAACGAUUUGGUAGGGAUGGGUAUAAGACUGUGCUUGAAGAAUCACAUCGUCGGUACUAUAAGCAAGGACAAAUUAAGGAAUUUGACAACAUCGAGUGUGAGUGGCCAUUAUUUUAUAUUUUCAUGAUCAUUGAUGGCGUAUUCAAAACUCUUCCAGAGCAAGUUGAAGAGUAUCAAAACCUGUUGAAAUUGAGGCUUCAUAAAGACGUUAAUGGAGAUCCUGUGAUACCCAUGUAUUACUUUGUCCCUGAAGAAAAUAUUGAAGUAGAAAAAGCACAGCCAGGCAGUGCACUGCGAAUGUCCAGCAUCGAAGGUAGUGGGCAGAAAUCAACUGGUGAAGCAGAGAAUGGAACCCUUUACUUGUGGAAUCAAGCUAUGUUCGUAAUUGCACAGUUGUUAACAGCUGGUUUGUUGCACAUUAAUGAGUUGGAUCCAAUUCGACGUUAUCUUCCGUCUUACAAUAGGCCACGUAGAGCGGGUAGAUACUCUGCGUUUCAGGCAAAGCCCAGCAUUGGGACGCACACAGAUCUGGUUGUACAGAUAGUUUUAAUCGCAGAGUCCAUGAGGCUGCAGGCUAUGAUGGCUACAUAUGGUAUUCAAACACAGACACCUCAUGAAGUAGAACCUGUACAAAUCUGGUCAUCCACUCAAUUGGUUAAAGUCUAUGAACAACUUGGAGUCAAUAAGAAAUUAGAUCUGCGUGGUCGACCUGCGAGGCCGGUUGGUUCCCUAGGCACUAGUAAGGUGUACAGAGUUUGCGGUAUGACGGUCUUAUGCUAUCCCUUGAUAUUCGAAGUUUCUGAAUUUUAUUUAUAUCGGGAUAUGGCACUACUGAUUGAUGACAUCAAAACGGAGCUGCAAUUUGUUGGCAGAUAUUGGAGACUCUCUGGCCGGCCUACCGUCUGUCUUCUUAUAAGAGAAGAACACAUGCGUGACCCACAAUUUAAACAAAUGUUGGAUUUAUUUGCAAUGUUGAAAAAAGGAUACUGCGAUGGAACUAAAGUAAGAAUUGGACGCCUGCAAAAUCUGAUCUCGUCUUCAUGCAUUGAGCAUUUAGACUUCAUGGAUACCAUGGACACUGAUCUAUCGCUUACGCAAUUCCGACAACUAGAACAUGACUACAUUGGAUAUCAGAGUUUGACAGAUGUACCCCGGGCACUGUCGUAUUCUGAAGAAUUAAAAGAAUAUUCCAAAUACAUGAAAGAGCCAUUAUGCAACAUAUUAGACGAAAUUCGAAAUACAGAUGGACUGUAUGCUAAAUGUCAGCUUUAUGGCAUCUUGUUGAAACGUGAAGGCAUUGACUACAAAUGUAAUGGACUGACAGUGGGUGAUCACCUCAGGGGUUUGUAUCAGCAGGCUGGUGGCCUCAGAUAUUGGAUGGCAAUCCGUUACUGUAGUAGUAUGCUGCAUCACACUGUCGACAGUAUUAGUCCGUUUAUCACAGGCGUCCUUGUCAAUGGAAAACAGAUAACAGUUGGUGUGGUAGGUCAAGAAGAAACUGUGUUCGAUAAACCAAUGACUCCUGCUGAGAUCCAGUCCGUUAUGUAUUCUACGAUUCAACCUCAUGACAUAAUUCAAGCUGUCCUUCAACAGGAGGUUCUACUUUAUUGCGGUAGACUUAUCGGCACCAAUCCAGAAAUGUUUAAAGGCAUUCUUAAAAUACGUGUUGGUUGGGUGCUAGAAGCUGUCAAACUCUAUGUGCAAAUGUUUGGAAAGAACCCAAAACCCAUUGAGAACUAUAGCCCCUACGAAGUUAGACGAUUCUUGAUGAAAGUGCUGACCAUCAAGGAUUGGGCAGUUACACAGAAUUUGAGCAUAUUAGGUAGAAGGAAGAUUGAAGGAUGCCUGUGUAGAGUGCCUGCAAACUUUUACAACCAGGUAUGGGAAGUUCUGGUUCGUUGUCCUUUUGGGAUUACUGUCAAUGGGCGAGAUUUGGCCCAAAAGCCAACAUUAUUUAAUAUGACGCGAUCGGAGCUCACAUUUGCACUCCUAGUUGAAUCUAUUCUCAAUCAUAUUCCAUUACCGGAAUAUCGCCAGCUGGUCGUUGAGCUUUUGACUAUUGUGUCAACGAUACUAUUGCGAAACCCUGAGCUCAAAUUUCAGAAACAAUUAGAUCUGAACAAGCUUGUUGAAGAUGCAUUCAUCAUGUACUGUAAGGACCAGAAUAUAGAUAAGAGCAAAGACAUGACUCCGUUAUUUUCUGCACAUUUCACAAUUACAACAGGAUACCUUGCUCGGGCAGUAGUCAAUGAUGUCCUCAUUGGUGGAUGCUUUUCCACUGCUCUAAACGUACAGGACAGUGUUGAAGCUGAUGAAAUGUGUAAGAUUACAUAACUUUAAAAAGUUAAGCUCGUGUCCUUGUAGUUACUGUACUGCAUGUACCAAAUAACGUGUAUAUAAUAUUGAGUUAUAUCACAAGUGUUGGAAUUGUUGACAGAUUAGCACUGAAGUCGAAUAAAAUAAGACAUAUUUCUCCUCAUUCAAGUUUCAGCCUUUAUAGCUUCUAUACAAAUAUGCUAUUGAUGAAAACUUAACUUUGAAAAUUUAGUUGAAAAAAAAUAACUUUAUGAAUUUGGACUUUCUGAUAAAUUUAGCAAAUGCAACCAUAUAUUGUGCUAUACAAUUGUAUUAAAAUUUCAAUACAUGUAGAAUGAAACGAUGAUUUAAAUGCACAAAUUAAAAAUAA
Messenger RNA from Neodiprion fabricii, 3820 nucleotides. Its product is annotated as probable phosphorylase b kinase regulatory subunit beta. Gene Ontology annotation, molecular function: calmodulin binding. The coding region runs from base 157 to 3468 and encodes 1103 amino acids. Gene Ontology annotation, cellular component: phosphorylase kinase complex. The record is from RefSeq and is a predicted model, not a curated record. Gene Ontology annotation, biological process: glycogen metabolic process. Lineage: Eukaryota; Metazoa; Arthropoda; Insecta; Hymenoptera; Diprionidae. The transcript is spliced from 21 exons.